Messenger RNA from Musa acuminata subsp. malaccensis (wild Malaysian banana), 2175 nucleotides. NCBI's taxonomy places the organism in Eukaryota, Viridiplantae, Streptophyta, Magnoliopsida, Zingiberales, Musaceae. The record is from RefSeq and is a predicted model, not a curated record.
GUCCGUCCCACAAGCUCCUCUCGUUCCUGCGUCGACGGACCCGCGGCGCAUGCUUCCGUGCUUCCAAGUAGAAGAAAUUAAGGCGGUCAUGCAUGGAACGAUGCGUCAGCUAGAGGAAACCACUGAGGAAAUCUAAUGGCGAUUGGGAAGGCCAGCGAUGCCUUUAUUUCUCCCUCUGGGGUCGCUAUUAUUGUCCGCGUGAUUAUAUAGCCCAUUGCCGCUGGUUCCAGUAGCUGCACUACGCCGACACAAACGAGGGAGGCCGGCAAAGAGAACGCCAUGGGUGUCAAGGAGCAGCUGCUUCAGGAGGAGGAGGAGGAGAAGAGGGGCGUCGUGGCGGUGAAUCCGAAGCCGAAGAAAGGGCUGGUGUCCGCGACGGUGGACCUGAUCGAGCGGGUAAUCGUGUACCUUAUGCACGAUCGCAAGACGCCUCUCCACUACCUCGCCGGAAACUUUGCCCCCGUCCGCGACGAGACCCCGCCCUGCACCGACCUCCCGGUUCGCGGUACACUCCCCGAAUGCUUGAACGGGGAGUUUGUCAGAGUUGGACCUAAUCCCAAGUUUGUUCCUGUGGCUGGAUACCACUGGUUUGAUGGUGAUGGAAUGAUUCACGGCAUGCGCAUCAAAGAUGGAAAAGCAACUUAUGUUUCACGUUAUGUUAAGACAUCACGUCUUAAGCAAGAAGAAUAUUUUGGAGGAGCAAAAUUUAUGAAGAUUGGAGACCUUAAAGGAUUAUUUGGAUUAUUCAUGGUCCAAAUGCAACUUCUCCGAGCAAAGUUAAAAAUACUGGAUGUUUCAUAUGGAACUGGGACAGCUAAUACAGCUCUUGUGUACCAUCAUGGGAAACUUUUGGCCUUGUCAGAAGCUGAUAAGCCAUAUAUUGUUAGGGUUCUGGAGGAUGGAGACCUGCAAACACUUGGGAUGUUAGAUUAUGACAAGAGAUUGGCGCAUUCAUUUACUGCUCAUCCGAAGGUUGACCCUGUCACUGAUGAAAUGUUUACCUUUGGAUAUUCACAUGUACCUCCCUAUGUUACUUAUCGAGUCAUUACCAAGGACGGUGUAAUGCUUGAUCCGGUACCAAUAACGAUACCAGAUCCUGUCAUGAUGCAUGACUUUGCCAUCACUGAAAACUAUGCCAUCUUCAUGGAUUUGCCUCUGUAUUUCCAGCCAAAGGAGAUGGUGAAGGGAAAACUAAUAUUUAAUUUUGAUGCUACAAAGAAAUCUCGUUUUGGUGUACUUCCAAGAUAUGCAAAGGAUGAACUGCAUAUUAGAUGGUUUGAACUUCCUAAUUGUUAUAUAUUCCAUAACGCAAAUGCCUGGGAGGAAGGUGAUGAGGUUGUUCUAAUCACUUGCCGUCUUCAGAAUCCAGAUUUGGACCAGGUCAAUGGAGCUGUGAAAGAUCAUCUUGAGAAUUUCACAAACGAAUUGUAUGAGAUGAGGUUCAAUAUGAAGUCUGGUGCUGCUUCACAGAAACAACUGUCAGUCUCUGCGGUCGAUUUCCCUCGGAUCAAUGAGAGUUACACGGGCAGGAAGCAACGGUAUGUCUAUUGCACCAUACUUGACAGCAUUGCGAAGGUAAAGGGCAUUAUCAAGUUUGACCUACAUGCUGAACCAGAACUUGGUAAGAAGAAGUUAGAAGUUGGAGGAAAUGUAAAAGGCAUCUUUGAUCUUGGACCUGGAAGAUAUGGUUCUGAGGCAGUCUUUGUGCCUCACAAACCUGGUUUCUCAUCAGAAGAGGAUGAUGGCUACCUAAUAUUCUUUGUGCAUGAUGAGAACACAGGGAAAUCUGAAGUCAAUGUAAUAGAUGCGAAGACGAUGUCUGCUGAUCCUGUUGCGGUUGUGGAGCUUCCGACCAGAGUUCCCUAUGGAUUCCAUGCCUUCUUUGUGACGGAGGAGCAACUUCAACGACAAGUAGAGGCAUAGUUAAUGGACAUGCCAACACCCGAGAAGACCUGAGGGUUUGCAUUAGAGUUCUAAGCAAUCACAUGGCUUUGCAAGCUGUAUGUAUGUGUUCUAAUCGUUACUGACCACUGUCUGUAGUCUUCAACUAAUCGCACUGCGUGAUUUCAUCUAUCUCAUUAUAAUCGUGUAUGGUCAGUUCUACUGUCGUAGAGUGAAUGCUGUGUACAUGCUACAAACCUUGCAUCCCUUUUGUCUCAAUAUCUGUGGUAAGUA